Molecule: messenger RNA, 2506 nt
Organism: Engraulis encrasicolus (European anchovy)
Lineage: Eukaryota; Metazoa; Chordata; Actinopteri; Clupeiformes; Engraulidae
Product: fatty acyl-CoA hydrolase precursor, medium chain-like
Exons: 13
Coding region: 56-1726 (556 amino acids)
Source: RefSeq, a predicted model, not a curated record
AGUCCCGACUCGAACAUUUGUAUCCACUGAAGGUUUCCUUUCGAAAGGGGCUGUAAUGAGACUAUUAAUUCAUAUCGCUUUCGUUGCAGCAGCGACAUAUUUUGUGUCGUCUUCAGCGCAUGACGGCCCACUGGUCCACACCAAGCUGGGAUCCCUGAGAGGGGAGUACCUGCGGGUGAGGGGGAAGCCUACAGUGGUCCACUCGUACCUGGGAGUGCCCUUUGCCAAACCACCUGUGGGGGCCCUCAGGCUGGCCGCACCCCAACCUGCAGAGGCAUGGGAGGGCGUUAGGGAUGCCACCAAGCAGCCACUUAUGUGUAUACAACUGCGUGAGGCCUCUGUCAACUUGUCAAAAUCCUUAGAUAUGCAUAUGGAGAUCCCGGAGGUAUCUGAGGACUGUCUCUAUCUCAACAUUUACACCCCGGCCAAACCAGCCCAAGAGGCCAAGUUACCUGUGAUGGUGUGGAUCCACGGAGGAGGGCUUGCCAUGGGCUCCGCCUCUUUUUAUGACGGCUCAGUUUUGGCAGCCUAUCAGAAUGUGGUAGUGGUGGCCAUUCAGUACAGACUGGGAAUGCUGGGCUUUUUCAGCACUGGGGAUGAGAACGCCCCUGGCAACUGGGGUCUGCUGGACCAGGUGGCAGCACUGCAGUGGGUCCAGGAGAACAUCCAGAGCUUUGGGGGAGACCCCUCGUCUGUCACCAUAUUUGGGGAGUCCGCAGGGGGAGUGAGCGUCUCACUACAGUACCUGUCACCUUUGAGCGCUGGGCUGUUCCAUAAAGGUAUAGCGGAGAGUGGAACAGCAGGCAUGUCGGUACUCGUCACUCCUGAUCCUAUGCAGAUGGCUGUGACAAUGGCCAAUUCAUCAAACUGUGCUGGCUUCAAGCCCCAUGAGAUCGUGGAUUGUGUGAUGGGCAUGUCAACUGAAGAGGUUCUGAAAGUUGCAGAGAAUGUAAUGUUGAUGUUUAUGGUGACGGUGGAUGGGCACUUCUUGACAAAAAAUGUUGAUGACCUCUUCAAGUCGCACCAGAUUCAUAAAAUUCCGUUCAUGAAUGGCGUCAACAAUGAUGAAGGCGGAUAUUUAAUUGCUCAGUUUUUUUCGCCGCCUGACUGGGAAGAGGGGAUUGACAAGGACGCCGCAAAAGAGACCCCUGGCCUCCUUAUGCUCACUGCAUUUAACAGCGAUGCCACUGACCUGAUGGUGGAAGAGUACAUGGGAAGUGGAGAGGACAGGGUCAAAAACAGGGACGCAUACACCCAACUCGUCGGUGACAUCAUGUUCACCGUGCCUGCCAUCAGGACAUCGAACGCUCACAGAGAUGCAGGAGCACAUGUGUACAUGUAUGAGUUCCAGCAUCCUCCAAGCUUACUGGCAGCCAAGCGUCCCAGUUUCACAAAAUCAGACCAUGGAGACGAGAUUGCGUUUGUCUUUGGGUACUGCUUUCAGAAAGGCCAUGUCGUCAUGGAUGGUGAUUUCACAGAGGAAGAGGAUGAGCUGUGUAGAACUGUCAUGGCCUACUGGGGCAACUUCGCACGCACUGGAUCUCCAAACGGCCCUGGCUUGACCCACUGGCCGAUGUACGGUGCUGGGGAAGAGUAUUUGGGGAUUGGACUGAAGCAGACGGUGGAGAGCCAUCUGAAGGCCGACCGCUUCACCUUCUUCACACAGACACUCCCCAGCCAGAUCGAGGAGAGGCAGCAGCAGCAGCAGCAGAAAGUAGAGUUGUAGAGGGUUGAGCUUAAUCACUCCUGAAGUUCUGUCCAAUAUCCUACCUCCCCUCCUCAACAAGUGCUUGUGGCCUCGUGAUGAUGUCACAAGAAGUCAUUGAGGACAGAAAAUUAAAUCAACAUCUCACAAAAGUGCAAUGGAAUGGUCGUUUUCUCAUUUGUAAUCUGGAGGUUGAAAGGAGGACACUCCCCUCGACAGUUGUGGCAAGGUUGACAUCGUGGAAACUUGAUUGUUUUCUCCACGGAGGUGGGGGUGUCACAGCAAGCUCGAGACCAAAAGCACAGGUUGAGGACGGAAGUCCGGAUAUUAGAAAGAGACCCUUUUGCUCACAACAAUCCAGCACUGCUGUUCGCGUCUUCAACUUGCAUUGCCAUAGUAUCUAAUCAUUCGUUUUCUUUUGUUUCAGACAUGUACGUAAAGGCUUUUUCCUUUACCUGACAUGUUUUGACCGUGUAACUUUCCUCUACAUCAGAAAACUUAUGACUAGAUUGAACAAGUAGACAUGGUAACACUUUAUAAUAAGGGGAGGAUAAUACGCAUUAUAAAAACGUAGUAAAUAAUUAACUAAUGAUGAACAAAACAUUCACAUUUUUUGUAAAUGAGUGGGAGAUGUUAUGUUAAUAUUCUAUAGGUAAGUUGGUAACACUUUAGAAUAAUGGAUGCAAAAAAGCAUUAUUAAGACUUAAUAAAUAAUUAACUAUUGAUGAACAAAACAUUAACAAACGUUUGUAAAUGACUAAUAAAUGUAAACAAAUGCUUGUAAAUGACUAGGAAAUGCUA